Messenger RNA from Symphalangus syndactylus (siamang), 1988 nucleotides. It is a transcript of the gene MRPS18A, whose product is annotated as mitochondrial ribosomal protein S18A. NCBI's taxonomy places the organism in Eukaryota, Metazoa, Chordata, Mammalia, Primates, Hylobatidae. Gene Ontology annotation, biological process: mitochondrial translation. Gene Ontology annotation, cellular component: ribosome; mitochondrial small ribosomal subunit. The record is from RefSeq and is a predicted model, not a curated record. Gene Ontology annotation, molecular function: structural constituent of ribosome; small ribosomal subunit rRNA binding.
CCCGGUGCGCCCCUUCCUCCCUUUCCUUCGUGCGAUUCUGAAACUUUGGAGGUACCGGCUCCCCCGGCGUGCUUAAAAGCCCCUUCCAGACCCUGGUGCCUUAUCUUGAUCUCCUGCCCCUGUGAGUAUCCUCACGAGGCGGAGGAAGACGAAGAGAAAAGCCUGCUUACUUAGCAGGAGCAGAAAAGAAACCUGUCCCAGGGCUCAGAAAAGUUUUCGGAAAGGGUUUGCAUGUUAAUUCUUCUUCCGUGUUCUCCGAAUCGCAGUCUCUUUUAUUAAGAGUCUCUGGAUCACGAAGGAAGGCCAUCUGGGUACCCUCCCAGAGCCUCCCUUUCCACUUUCUCUUCCAAAAUGCUGUGAUCUGAUGGCGGCUUUCUCUGCCCGGGCCGCUGGUCUCCCUGAGAGGGGGAGGCCACAGUGGAAAGGCCAUUGAAUAGCUGGACAUAGGCAAAUGCAGGAUGGUAGUUCAGCUUUUCAUUACUCUUAAUCUGGGAAAGCGACCUGAUUCGAGCAUCAACUGAGAGUUUACUGAAUGCCAAGUGCUAUGCUUCAAGCUGUGAAGGAAUUCUGGAGACAGAAAAUACAGCCCUUUUUCUGAAAAGCUUAGGUUCUAAUGAGAUUAUGUAUAUACACACUCCAAUAAAUGCAAGUUAGCCUUUUACGUGACGAAGUACAGGGAGACUCAGUUACUGGAAACAGCAAACCCAGUUGGAAGUUUUCAUAAAGAGGAUGUGUCUUGAGCAGGCUCACAAAAGGAUGGAAUCUGGCGGAGAGUGAAACGGUCUUUUAGGACUUAGCCUUCCUUUGUGUACUCCUGGAAGUAGGAAAGGAUGAGUGAUGUGCAAAAGAAGAGAUGUGGGGUUUUUUGAGGAUCUGGCAUAGUAUUGGGCGGCAUAUCCUUUAACGAAAGGAUAAUGAAGGGGCCAUUGGAUUUAUCUCAGAAGAGGUCUCUUUGUAGCUUUCAAAAAGCAAUUUCAAUAGAGUGGCAAACAAGGAAUCCAGCUUUGGAGAAAUGAAAGAGAUAGUUGAUGAAGAAAUGGAAAUAGCAGUGGUGGAGAUCCAAGAAGGGAAGACAACUAUAAUUGAAGGCCGAAUCACAGCGACUCCCAAGGAGAGUCCAAAUCCUCCUAACCCCUCUGGCCAGUGCCCCAUCUGCCGUUGGAACCUGAAGCACAAGUAUAACUAUGACGAUGUUCUGCUGCUUAGCCAGUUCAUCCGGCCUCAUGGAGGCAUGCUGCCCCGAAAGAUCACAGGCCUAUGCCGGGAAGAACACCGCAAGAUCGAGGAGUGUGUGAAGAUGGCCCACCGAGCAGGUCUAUUACCAAAUCACAGGCCUCGGCUUCCUGAAGGAGUUGUUCCGAAGAACAAACCCCAACUCAACCGGUACCUGACGCGCUGGGCUCCUGGCUCCGUCAAGCCUAUCUACAAAAAAGGCCCCCGCUGGAACAGGGUGCGCAUGCCUGUGGGGUCACCCCUCCUGAGGGACAAUGUCUGCUACUCAAGAACACCUUGGAAGCUGUAUCACUGACAGAGAGCAGUGCUUCCAGAGUUCUCCUGCACCUGUGCUGGGGAGUGGGAGGCCCACUCACAAGCCCUCGGCCACAACUAUACUCCUGUCCCACCCCACCACGAUGGCCUGGUCCCUCCGACAUGGAUGGACAGGGGACAGUGGGACUAACUUCAGUACCCUUGGCCUGAGCAGUAGCAAUGCUGGGAGCUAGAGGCAGGCAGGGCAGUUGGGUCCCUUGCCAGCUGCUGUGGGGCUUAGGCCAUGCUCAGUGCUGGGGACAGGAGUUUUGCCCAAUGCAGUGUCAUAAACUGGGUUCGUGGGCUUACCCAGUGAGUGUGUGCUCACUGCUUGGGAAGUGCAGGGGGUCCUGGGCACAUUUCCAGCUGGGUGCUGAGCAUUCGAGUCACUGAUCUCUUGUGAUGGGGCCAAUGAGUCAAUUGAAAGGAAUUCAUGGGCCAAACAGGUCCCAUCCUCUUCA